AUGCCGUCGUGUGCCGUAAAACCUUGUGCAAUAAAAGCUUAUCGGGCUAAACGAAUGGCUGUACCGUCGAUCUAUACACCACCUUCUUCAAACCGCUGUACGCUUCGAAUGGAAAAGAAAACCAGAUCGGAAUUAGUAGCGGAACUACUGAAACACCAUGACACAGAUGAACUUCAUGACACAUCAGCCGAAGAAUCUCACCGUCCUGUUCCAGACGAUUGA
Ochlerotatus camptorhynchus is the source of this 222-nucleotide messenger RNA. RefSeq lists its product as uncharacterized. The coding region runs from base 1 to 222 and encodes 73 amino acids. The transcript is spliced from 2 exons. Lineage: Eukaryota; Metazoa; Arthropoda; Insecta; Diptera; Culicidae. The record is from RefSeq and is a predicted model, not a curated record.